This is a messenger RNA of Dermacentor silvarum, 411 nucleotides long. Its product is annotated as zinc finger protein 771. The record is from RefSeq and is a predicted model, not a curated record. NCBI's taxonomy places the organism in Eukaryota, Metazoa, Arthropoda, Arachnida, Ixodida, Ixodidae. Gene Ontology annotation, biological process: regulation of transcription by RNA polymerase II. The transcript has a single exon. The coding region runs from base 1 to 411 and encodes 136 amino acids. Gene Ontology annotation, molecular function: DNA-binding transcription factor activity; RNA polymerase II cis-regulatory region sequence-specific DNA binding.
AUGACCCACACGGGCGAGCGGCCGUUCGUGUGCCACGUCUGCGACAGAGGUUUCAACAGGCGAGGGGACCUCAAGAGGCACCUGCUGGUCCACUCAAAGGAGAAGCCGCACGAGUGCCCAGACUGCGGCGAGCGCUUUGCGCGGGCGUCAAACUUGGCGAAUCACCGGAGACUGCAGCACAUGGCCCAAAGCGUUCGUUGUCACGUCUGGCCUGAGUGCGGAAAAGGGUUCACGACGAGGACUCAUCUCGCCAGUCACCUGCUCACCCACACGGGUCAGAAGCCGCACGAGUGCUCCGAGUGCGGAACGAGGUUCGCCCAGCCAGGAAGCACGAACAGGUCGUCCACCGCAGCCAGUGCCGGCUGCACUACCCGCACUGCGGCAAGGGGUGUGUGGACAUCAGAGACCUGA